Messenger RNA from Magnolia sinica, 5943 nucleotides. RefSeq lists its product as uncharacterized. The record is from RefSeq and is a predicted model, not a curated record. Gene Ontology annotation, molecular function: metal ion binding. The coding region runs from base 130 to 5460 and encodes 1776 amino acids. The transcript has 10 exons. Gene Ontology annotation, cellular component: nucleus. Lineage: Eukaryota; Viridiplantae; Streptophyta; Magnoliopsida; Magnoliales; Magnoliaceae.
UAUAAACCGUCAGAGUAGAAACAUCCAAGUUACGAGAAUGCCUCUCUCCUGUUCGGAGAAACGAGAAAGUGAGGUAACGCAAGAACCAGAACGAAGGAAGACUCCGAAGCAACGCAAACGCAAGUGAGCAUGGAUCCUUUGAAACCUCCUAUUCCAAACAAUCGCAACAGGUACGUUCCCAUCCCUCUGCACCCUCAUCACCACCCCGACCGUCCGUUUCCUCAUCCCCAUCCUCAUCCUGACCGUCCGUUUCCUCAUCCUCACCACCAUCCGUACAUCUCCCCACCAUCUUCUCCCUACCACCCUUCCCGUCAUCCACAUGAAUCCCACUUCCAACCCGACCCAAGAAGGCCACUGCCGGCCCCGAUUUUAAACCACCCUCACGAUCGCAUCCCAGCAGACCAUCUCAUCCCUCCCCCUUUCCGCGAAGAUCGGGCCCGCCUGCCCGAUCCGGCGCUUUCCUCACCUGGUUUUGUCUGGGACGACGCGCCCAGGCCAUUGCGUAGGCGUCCACCGCCCCCAAUUGGCUGGGAGAACCCCGGGCCGCACUCUUCUGACCCCCGCCACCACCACCACCACCACCGAGGGCUUCAUCCUCCUUUCUUGGAAACUACAAAUUCUGCUCCUGUGAGGCGGAAGAGGUAUGAUCCGGACCCGGAAAUACUUGAAUUCACCCACGACGAUCGUUGUUGUGUGGAUGUUCCGCAGGAUCGAAGAGAACAUCAUCAUCAGCAUCACGAACACCGUCAUAUUCGUCGUCGCAGUAAUCCUCCUUUCGAACCCUUCUUGCCUAACUCUUUACCUUCAACAUCCGUGGCGGUUGUCCCUGAUCGCAGAUCCAUUGAGUGGGCCACACGAAAUAGAAACCCUUUUGAUGCCCCAGAAGCUCUUGAAAACAGCUCUGUUGAGAGGGCUGAACGGAUUAAAUACCCUUUCGAUGCUCCUGGACCUCCUGAUCGCGGCUCCCCUGAGAGGGCUGCAGGGAGUAGAUAUCUUAUCGAUGGCCUGAAACCUCAUGAUCACAGUCCAGUCAAGAAGGCUGUGCGUAUUAGACACUAUCUUGAUGGCCCGAAACCUCCUGAUCACAGCUCUGUUGAGAGGGCGGCGCGGAUUAGACACCCUCCCGAUGGUCCAAGACCUUCUGAUCAGAGCUAUCUAGACAGGGGUGCUCGGAUUAGAUAUCCUUUUGAUGCCCCAGAACCACCCAAUCGCAGCCCUGUCGAGAGGGAGACAUGGAUUAGAUACCCUUUCGACGGCCCAAAACCUCCAGAUCGCAGCUUUGUCGAGGGGGCCCAACGAGGUCGAUAUCCAUUUGAUGCUCCAAAACCGCUGCAGCAGCGCAGCGAAAGAGGUGAUCCAGUGGACGAAGAUCGGAUAUGGAUCCAAUCUCCUGCUCUAGAGAUAAACAAGGAAGCCGUCAAACGUGAUAAUGAUGCCCUUCGGAUCAUUCCUGGAAAACGCCUGCCCCUGCAUUCAAGGCUUGGCAAUGUCAACAAUAUGGAGGCCCAUGAGAAGAAGUCACAAAAGACCAGUGUCCUGCUCAGAAUACAACCUGCCAGCAAACCUAUCAGGAAAAGGAAAGACGAGCCGUUGCUCUCUUCUUAUGUCAUUGGCUCGAGCACUUCUGACCCAAAAGGGAAAGCCCCCAGUUCAUUCUCCGAACAUGUGUUGGAAAAGGAUUCAUCUGUAGAACUCGAUGUUUCUUUUAAAUCAAAUGCUUUGGUAGCCAAGCCGAUUUUAUUGGCCCCCACUAAAACUGUCUUCAAAUCGAAGAAGACAGUCUUAGUUAAGAAAAAGAAGAAGAUUGUAAAACGGGUUCCAAGGUUACCAAACUCACAUGUAGCUGGAAAAAUUCCAGGUUCCACAUCGGCUUCUCUUGGCAAGGAUUUACAGCGUUUGGAAGUCUUAGAAGAAGGUAAACAGAGCUCACGGGCAACUGGAAAUAAUGUUGCAGAAGUUGCAUCAAGUUCUCCUCACAAGGAUUUACAGCAAAUAGAAAUCUUGGAAGCAGGGAAGGUCUCUAGUGUUGGGGCCAGUGGUGAAGCUGGUUUGGAUCUUUGUCCACCUGGGGUUGUGGUGUUGCUUGAGGAUAGUUCAGUGGAAGGAUCUCCUGAGGAUGCUGCUCUGUUAGAAGACCAGAAAGGUCAUGUGAUACACAAGGAUAAUGACAUGAAUUUUGUGCGCCCAGAUGGGUGUUAUACUUCACUUGGCAAGGAGUUGGUCAUUUUGGAUUCACGGUCUCCUUCUCCAUCAGGUUUAGGGAGAGAACUGCAAGAUGCUAUUCCUGCUGAGACAGUUAUGGAUGGCCAUGAAUAUUCCCUUGAAGAUCGAGUUGCAGAAAGGGACGAAGAAAGAAAAAAUCAGAUGGAAGUUGGUGUAUUGGAAGAGAGUGGAAUGACUGGCAGUAGAAAUUGUAAAGAUACUAAGGAAUUGCUUUCACCGGCGGUGGAGGAAUUGGGUAUUUUGUCUUUAGAAGUACAAACUUUAGUUUUCAAUCAGAGAUCACCAGAUGGAGCUAUUGAAGGUGAUGGCUCGGAUGAGAUGGUUGAGGUGGGAUUGCAUCAUUCUGAUUCUAUGCGGCCAGCAGAAGAGGUAUUGGCAGUUACUGCUACUAAAGCCAAUGAGGAAGGGGUAAUUCAUUCACCAGAUCGACUCUCAACAAUAAAUUCUCCAGAAUCUUUUUCGGUGGUUCCAGAAACAGACAUUUUGAAUGCAGAGCAGUCAUGGAGUCGGCCAUCAGUUGAAAAUCUCUGCAUAGAUGAUAAGAAUAAGCCAGAUGAGAAGUCUGCUAGUGAAGGUUGUCUUCCUUUAAAGGCCCACGAUUCUAUGGUAUCAGAACCGGAAGUUGGUGCAGAAUUAUAUCAAAGGAUGCAAAUAAAUGACCACAUGAUUCAGGGGAAGGUGCUGCAGUUGCCAUUGCAAGGAACCAAAAAACCAACAGCGGAUCCAAAAUUGACUGCCAAUGAAUCUGGCAAGAGGAUCCACCAAAGUUCCGGAAUUCCUAGGUCUUUCCGCCAUCCAGCAGGUUUUGCUUCUGGGUCUUUGAAAGAAACUUCUUCAUCUCACAUUGUGAGACCCCGAACCUGGCACCGGACUGAUAAUUCUUCCGCAUCUCCUUCACCUGUACGUGAGUCAGGUUUGAGUCACAUCCCUCUGCGGAGACCGUCUCCUAAAAAGAUUGGAAAGAUUCAGAGCAUGUCAUACAUUCGCAAAGGUAACAGCCUUGUAAGAAAUUCUGCUCCAGUUAUUGCUUUCUCCCGGGCGUCACCUGGUUCGAGUGCUUCAGUUUAUACCUCAAAUCCAACCAGUGGAGAUAAAAUGAACAACUGUGUGGGUUCUGAAAGGAAAAUUGAGAGUAGCAACUAUUCAAAAACAGGUGUAAAUCCCUCUAUUGUAAGACCCAAAACACCCCCUUUACCCAAUACAACCAAGUUACCAAAUUGCACUGUGAAGCAUCCACGGGAUUCUCAAUAUUCAAUAAUAGCAGAUCCUUCUCAAGCUGUUUCAGAACCUUCUAUGUUUGAAACAUCCGAUCCUAUUAAACCUACAAAAGGCAAUGAUACUCCUUGGUCUGCCAAAGGUUCUGAAAAACAAGCUGUGAAUUUGCUUCUGGAUGGUUUGGAAACUCAAAGUGCCUUAUAUGUUGGAAAGUUGAAGUCCCCCAAGACAAAGAGGAUGAUAUAUGUGAAGCGUAAGUCAAAUCAGCUGGUUGCUGCUCCAAGACCUGAAAUUCAAGAUUCAUCUGUCCCCAUCACUGAAAAGACACAAGCAUUGCCUUUUUCCACAUCAAGUGAUUUCUAUUACAAGAGGAAAAAUAAUCAGCUUGUACGGAACAAUGUAUCACUGGAAAGUCAAUUCAAGCAAGCAGUAGCUGUCCCUGAUGACAAUUCAAAUUCAGAGGGGAAGAGGGCUCCUAAGAUUUCCUCUUUGAGAUGCAACAGAGGAAUAAGCAAGAGGAGGUUUGAUAAAGUUUUAGAGAAGACAAAUAAAACUUCAAAGUUAUCAUUGGUAUGGACGCUAGGUGGGACACAGUCACAUGCCAAAGACAUGACUUCAUUGCAACGGCGGAAGGUUCUGCCCUACCUUGUUCCAUGGAAGAGAACAGCAUAUUGGAGAUGUUUCAUAAAUAAUAUUGCAUCAGUUUCAAACAAGAGUUCCUUAUCACUGAUCAGGAAAUUACAGCUGUCACGGAAGAGAGAUACAGUGUACACAAGAUCAAGCAGUGGAUUUUCUCUACGAAAAUCCAAGGUAUUAAGUAUUGGUGGGUCUCAUCUGAAAUGGUCAAAAUCCAUCGAGAGGCACUCAAAAAAGGCUAAUGAGGAAGCUACACUAGCAGUAGCUGCAGUAGAGAGGGAGAAAAGGGAACAUAAGGGAGCUGGUCAUAUCAUCAGAAAUGCAAAGAAUAGAAGCCGCUCCUCUCGUAAGUCAUCUCGUGGUAUUGAGCUGCAGCCAGGAGAACGUAUUUUCUGCAUCGGCUCAGUUCGUUACAAAAUGGAUCAAUCUAACAGGACAUUAUUGAGGAUUCCAGAUGAGAAACCAUCAUGUUCCAUCAAUAUCAAAUCAGGAAAAGAUUCCAGGAUUUCUUUUGUUCCGAGGAGAUUACUGAUCGGAAAUGAAGAAUAUAUUCGAAUUGGCAAUGGUAACCAGCUUGUUAGAGAUCCAAAAAGGUUGACUCGCAUCUUGGCAAGUGAGAAAAUUCGAUGGAGUUUGCACACUGCUCGACUGCGGUUGGCCAAAAAGAAACAGUACUGCCAGUUUUUUACGCGAUUUGGGAAGUGCAAUAAGGAUGGUGGAAAUUGCCCAUAUAUUCAUGACCCUGCUAAGGUCGCUGUCUGCACAAAGUUUCUACUUGGUCUCUGUUCUGAUGGUGACUGCAAGUUGACUCAUAAGGUUAUUCCGGAAAGAAUGCAGGAUUGCUCUUAUUUCCUGCAAGGAUUAUGUACCAAUGAGAGUUGUCCGUAUCGGCACGUAAAUGUAAAUCCCAAUGCUUCUGUCUGCAAUGGUUUUCUCAGGGGCUAUUGUGCUGAUGGAAAUGAGUGUCGGAAGAAACACAGUUAUGUUUGUCCCAUGUUCAAAGAAAAUGGGAUUUGUCCUCAAGGUUCUACAUGCAAGCUUCAUCAUCCAAAGACUAAAAAUAAGAGCAAGAAACGGAAACGGCUGAAGAACCAGAAGAAUGCCAGAGGCCGUUACUUCGGCUCGCCUCUGCUUGUUGACAUUGGUCAGUCUGGGAAACUUGCUUCAGAUAGUUGCUGUGCAGGGCAGGGUGGGGACAUUUUCUCUCUUGAUGGGCGAUAUGCUGAUUUCAUCAGCCUUGAUGUUGGUGAUGAAGAAGCCAGAGAAACUAAUAACACAGUGGGUGCAAACACCACCUUGUAUGGCUGUGAUUCUUCAGAUUUACAGCUAGACAGUCUCGAUCCGCUCAUCAAACCUGUCCUUCUUAUGAAUGAGAAUGCAUCAUGACAUCUCUUGCAAUCAGUACUCUGAGCCGGCCCAUAGAAGCUGGGUAAUCUUUUGGUGUUACAAAGUAGAGUCAGGAUUGAAGGUGCCUAAUAGGGGAUUAUCGAAAUGAAAUUCUUACCCUUUGCAUUCGUGCUCAUGAUAGGUGAUAUGGAGAUUUGUAAUGUUGUGGAGAUCACUGACCAGAUAAAAAUAGGCUGCUGCCUUCGGUUUCUAGAGUACAGGCAAAGGUUUCCUUUUUUCUGCUGCUGCCAAAUGGACUGGAUGGACUUCAGCCCAUAUAUAUAACAGCAUGUACAUGAGAGGAAUGUAUAAAAACAAUGUUACCAGUUGUAUUAUUUCUGUGGAUGAGAAAGCGAGGGGGUACUGAUUAAAUUUUCUUGUUACCUCAUUAUUUUGCGAUUAACGAGAAUGAUUCGAUUGGUGGUCUGAAUGAACGGGCAUCUAUUAGUCACAUCACAGAACAAUAAUAUUUUCCGUUUCUGA